Molecule: messenger RNA, 23789 nt
Organism: Lymnaea stagnalis (great pond snail)
Lineage: Eukaryota; Metazoa; Mollusca; Gastropoda; Lymnaeidae
Source: the annotation of a GenBank genome assembly
AUCUCAAUGACUUCCAAGUUUUACGUGAAAAAAGUAACCAACAAGAGGCAGUUGACAAAUGUGCCGCUAUUGGAAGGCCUUUGGCUACACUUAAAAACAAAGAACAAUUGGAGCUGGCUCAAAAAUUUGCUAAUACACAAGGGUAAACUAUUUUAAAAGAGAUCAAAUGAAGCUUCUAAAAAAAAAUAAUAAAUAGAGAUUAUUAGAUGUAUUUGACGGAGUUAAAAUGACAUCCACUCUUCUGAUUCAUGACCUUGCCAAUGGAUCAAAUAACUAAGUUGACUGAAAUACAUAUAAGCCAACUCAUUUUUUCAGGAUAUUAAAAUUAAAAGAAUACAUAGUCUAAUUUAAUAGCUUGUGCUUACUUAACUGGUCUUUUUUUAUGUAUUACAGAGAUAAUGUAUGGUUGUCAUUGCGCUUUGACACAAAUAGAGGUGACUAUAUUUCCGCAGAUGGAAUAACAUUGAGUGCUGGCUUUUCAACCUUUAAAACUAAGCCAGAGGUAAAAUAUCACUGUUUCACUUUUCCUAAUAGGCUUUCCUUCUAAUAUAUGACCAUUAUGACUAUGGGGUAUGUCUAAAUUUGUGUAAAUCAGAGUAACAUGCCACCUACUCUUUUCCUUUCUGGUAGGUUCUUAAAUCUUGUUUUUUGUUUUGAAACUUUAUUUUUAGUAAGUUGAGUAAGGCUAAUUAAAAAAUACCCAAUAUCACUUUAAAAAAAAAAGUAUUCUUUUAAAGUGAAUAAUUUAUUUCCUUUUAAUUUACAGUACCAUUAUUCAAUCCAUGUUUAAAUUGCCAAAUGAAAUCAUUAAAAAAUUAAAAUGUCCAUAGAACAUAGUAUGAUGCUAAUAGUUUUAAAAAACUAAGUAUUUAUUUUAAUACUCAGAUUCUAUAGAAAAUACCUUUUGGUUUUAAAACAAAACUACAGUUAUGAUUAAAAUCUACUGUGCAAAUUAAAGGAUACCAAUUGAUGUAAAAUUCGUUAUCCUUUUAUUUCUUAAACCUUUUAUAAUGGACAUCGAAAAUUUUAAGGCUUUUUUUGUUGCUCAGAUUAAUAAACUUAUGGGGCCUACAUUUUUUUUAAUGAAUAAGUUUAAGUCCAAAUGAAAUUAAUUUUUAAAUUAAAUCAUGAAUUAAUAUAGAAAUCUCUGUUACCUCUGUUUUUGUUGGUGAAGUAAUAAUAGAAAUCACAUCUUACUAAAGUAAAAUUGCAGGCCAUUUAAUUCAUAUUCAGAGAUGCACUAUAUAUUAUCAAAAUAAGAGAAAUUCUAUAGUCUGAAAUGUAUCACGUUUUAGCUUACCGUAUGAUAGAAGAAUGUCAUUUAACCUUUAUUUUUUCAAUAUAAUUCACAUGCAGUCUAAGGUCAAGUUCACGGAAGUUCACUGCAUAUCUGUCAACAAGAAGGGUGUAAUGAGCACAGAGCAGUGUAACACACAGUUUUACCCACUGUGUGGACCUCGUUGUACGUUGAAUAUUUUUCUUUUGAAAGUUUUUUCAAUGGCCUACUCUUGUAGUAUAAAAUAUAUUGAAUAGUAUUGAAAAAUAUCUCAAAACACUUCAAAAGAAGCAACCACAAGUGCUUUGACAAUUACCGCCAUUGUUUCCUGUACCAACACAACUGCAAGGGUAAACUUAGUGAACAAGUGAAUACUGGUGAAAAACACAUCUAUGGGUCCUUAACAACACAUGGCAUGAAUGUCAUGUGCUUCUUCACUAGAUAGAUAUUUUCCCACCCCUCUCCUUUUUACAACCAACUGCUAUGGACUAAAUUCCUCCCCCCUGUACCUAUAACCUUAUAACCUACAAAUGGUCAGUACGAUCCUCUCACCAUCCUCUCAGAUACAGCAUCUCUGUAUUCUCAGAUACAAUAUUUCAAAUAAGUUUUAAUAUUUGUGUUCGUCUUUGCAUCAUUUUUUCAGGUAUUACCAUACUGUGUUUAACAUAUUUCCUUCUUCCAAAAAUAUGUUUGUCUCUUCUCUUUCAUAUCAUUUAAUAGUAUGAGAUUAUAAAUGUUAAAAUUUGCGAUGGUUAGAAUCUAUUUUUAAUGCAAUUUGUAUCUGGGGCAUUCUUAGAAAUUUCUUUUGGGUUUCUAACAUAUUUAUUAAAAUGUUACAAUUGCUGCUGCACACAUAUUUACCAAAAGGUUGUUAAUUUACGUAACAAUAACAAUAUGAAUAAUAGUUAGUAAAAUAGCCAAAUGACACGCAUUAUCAUGAUUAAGCAUAACAUGGAAUUAAUUUGUGCCCAUAGUAUGUGAUUUAGAAUUUUAUAGAUUUAGAAUGGAGUCGUAGGUUUCUCUAGUUACAAAAUAAGUUCAUUUGAUGAGUUAAAUUUAAAGAAAAAAUCUAAAAUGGAUCAUUAUCAUUUUUCUUACAUUGCCUUAUUUGGGACUUUUCCAUUGUCCUUUCUAGCUGACAUCACUCCCUUUGUGUACAGUCCUUUCUAUCCCGUUGAUGGCUUCUCAUCUCUCAGUGAGUUGCAACAGAAGCUUCAAAGACAAGAACAGCAGGUACUGUAUAUUGUGAAUAUUUCACCUUUAUCAAACUUUAUAUGGAGCUUUUAUUAAGAAGUUACAAAGAGAAAUAAUUAUUAUUUUUAAUUUCUUUAAGAAUUCACACUAAUCAAACUCAAAAGGAAAUUUUUCAUAGUCAUUAGUUUAUUAAAGUGUUCAUCUCCUCAUCACAAAUAUCAAAAUUGUAAAUUAAUAACUAUAACAUGUAAAGAAACAAUCGAAGAGAGCAACAUCCGUUUUGUAUGGGGACAAGAGAUUUAGAAACUCUUGUUACAUUUAAAUCAUCUUUUAUUUUUGUUAAAAAGAACAUUAAAGUUUGUUAAAAGUAGUUAAAGUAUUCUCCUAAGGAAGCUUUAGUAAAAAAAAAUAUAAAUAUCAGUUGAAAGUUUCCCAAUUUUUAGGGUUGAACAUUUUCAAAACAAAAAGAAAAUUAAAAAUGAAAAUAAACAGAUUAAUUUUAAAUAAAAAUGGCUUUUAAAUAAAUAAUAAAUGAUAAUGAUUUUAAAUAAAAAUGGCUUUUAAAUAUAUAAGAAAUAAUGAUUUUAAAUAAAAAUGGCUCUUAAAUAUAUAACAAAUAAUGAUUUUAAAUAAAAAUGGCUUUUAAGGAAGUAAUAAAUAAUGAUUAAAAAAAGAAUCAUUUUUUUUUUAAAUCUGGGAUAUCUUAAAAUAUAUUUUUUUAGAGAUGUUGGAUAAAAAUAAACUACUAAAAACUUAAUUUGCAUGUAGUACUUAAGAUUAAAACAUUUGUAUACAUGAUAAUCUAAUCCUUUCCCUUUUAAUAAUAAUAUUGAGAGGUCAAUUCCACAUCAAAAUAUGUGCAAAUAAUUUCAAUGAUUAAAAUGGAUUUGGGCAGUUCUUCAAGUCUCAACAUUUGAUCUAAAAAAAGGCAUCAUAAAAAAAAAUUGUGCCAUUUAGAUGUUGUAAAGUGUUUAAGUUGCAGAACCAAUAGAAAUAUAUUUCCUUAAUUUGUCUGUUUUCAUUAUCCCAGGAUUAUGUAUGUGAUAAACCGUCUGACAUUGAGUGCAGUGCCCUUGCUAAGACAGGACAGUGGGUGACCAACAAAAACCAACAAGGCACGACCAUCACUUGCACUGCUGCCUCAAUCAAGUGCCGCAAGAAUCAAGAAGUUGAUUGUAGCACUUUCCGAGUUAGAUUCCUCUGUCCCCAGAGUUAGUACUGUAGCACUUGUUUCAACUUUUCAUCAUUUCUUUAACUGUUACUUUAUGAUUAACAUCAGCCUUUUGAAAACCUUUCUUGAAAAUAAAGAUUGAUUGCAGCAUGAUUGCUGAAAUGUGCUUGUCAGAAUUUUUAUUAUCCUCUCCAAAUUCCUUUGAAUUCUGUCUUACAAAAAAAAUUUAGAUUCCUGGUGCAACUUUUUAACAUACCUGUAUUUUCAGGUGAUAACCAAUGCAAAGAGUUGGCUACUUUGGGUGCAACACCUUGUGAGGGUGGCCAAACCUGUACCCCGGUCAGGAAUCAUUUUGUUUGCCAAUGUCCAUUAGGCUCAGUGUAUGAUGACCACAGCAAAACCUGUCUUUGUAAGUUAACAAGUUGACACACAGAUCAAUGCUGAUUCCCCACUGUUACUAUAUAUUAUUCAUUGCUCAGUAAAGUGCAAAAAUUCUAUUUACUAUCCACAAGCUGUAUACUACUUAGAACAUGUAUUACUUUAAUAACUCUAUCAAAGUAAGUUUCCUUAUUUGUGCUUCUGGUCAAAUUUGUUAUUAAUCCCAAAAAAUUCCAAAUGACUGGUCUGCUUGUAAUGAAACAUAUUCUUUGGUACUGAUGUGUGAAGAAAAUUGAUAUAAAUUAAUUCUUUAAAAAAAAAUUCACAACUUGACCAUAUAUCAUGUCUCUAAGACACAUUAAAAAAAAAUUAAUAGUAAUAAGCUUAGACUAUUUUUGUCCUUUUGCAUGACAGCAUUCUGUGGUGAGUGCUCAGCCUGGGGUGACCCUCACUACACUACCUUCAAAGGGGACAAGUACAAUUUCAUGGGCACAUGCACGUAUGUAUACACUUUUAAAUUUCAUUCAAUAAUCUUUUUUUUCAUUGUUUAUUUUCCUCUGAAAGCAUAGAUGCUUGUGCUGGUAAAUUAUUAGACAUAGAAUUUAAAACACAAUAGUGCUGGAGAGCAAUUGUUGACUUUAGCAGAACUCACUCACAGCAAGUAUAAUAAAGCAGAUUUUUGAUGAUCAUAGAUUUCAUAGAUUAUUCAGUAAUAUUUCCUAUGUGGUUGUACUUAUUUGGGGCUAUUGUGUGGACACACCAGGGCAUGACAAAAACCCAGCAAUACUCGAAAAAUGAAUCAAUAGGACUACAAUCCAAGGACUUCAUAUGAUAGAUAGUAGAAUGGGUAAUGAAAAUAUGUUUACACCUUCGAAGUUUUAUCUUAUUUUCAUGGUAGAGUUUAACUGAACACCAAGAAUUGAUAAUGUGGAAUUCUUCCUAAUGGCUCAUAAUUAAACUAUGUUUCUACUAGAUUUAACAAUAUAAUAAUGCAACCAUUUACUCUUUGGAUUUAGGGCACCACUGAGAUGGUGCACAGUUUUGGUAAAACUAUUUGCACUGCCUUAAAGCCGCCACUUGUGAUAAACUAUGUUUCUACCAUCUUUAUAACAUAUUUAUCCUUUGAUCUCGCUUCAUCAGCUACCUGUUCAGUGGUGUUUGUGAUGCCUCUAAAGUGGGCUCAGCCCCAAGCUACGAGGUAAUCACCAAGAAUUCUCCUUGCGGAAAACCUGGUGCAACUUGCAUCAGUAGAGUUGAUGUUGUGGUCAGGAACAUCCCUGUGAUGGAAAAUGGACUGGAGGUCAAGAAAAACUUGGUCUUCAGGGUCAACGUUGGUGCCUCAAGCUACAAGGUAAAGAGAUGUCACUUUUUUUGCCAGGAUGGGCUUUACUUUCGGUGGGCUAUUAUUAACAAGUGUAGGUCCAUGUCGUUGGGACAGUAUAUUUUCUUUUACCCCUCCACAGCUCAAUGAUGUUGAGAUAUCACAGACAGAGUAUGGCAUUCAAGGAGCAUACACCGCCAUAGUGAGGGAAGCUUACUUUGAAGUGACAUUCCCCAGAUUGGGUCUCUCUGUCUUCCUCAGUGGCACCAAACUCAGAGUACAAGCCCCAGGUACCCGUCAAAGAUCCGCUAACCUUACUCUUUAAAAAACAAAACAAUUCAACCUUCUUUUUAUUUCCAGCCAUUAAGCUGCAAGAAAUACUUUAAGCAAUAAUAAUUCACGAUUACAUUUUGUGCUCAUUUAUUGGCAUUUGCUUCCAAUGCAACAGUUUUAUUUCAUUAAUGGCACUCACAAUUUGAAGUGCGUUACAAUUCUAAAUCAACUGUCAAUUAAUUUAAAGUUAAAGUAGAAUGCUGCUUAAAGGACAUAAGAAGAAAUUAAAAAUUAACUAUUGUUACAAAGUAAAAGAGGAAGGUUGAGAGUAUCCAAAGUAAACCAUUAUUAUUUCAAAAAUAUUAUGUACAAUUCUCCAAGAAGCCAUUUUUUGCCAUCAGUAAUUAGUUUCACAAUCAACAACAAAUACAUUGCUCCACAUUAUUAUAAUCAUAGAAAAUGCCACCUUUAAAUGCAGGUUGCCAUUCAUUUAAAUUUGAAUGAAUGAUAUCAUUUCCAGGUCACUUUAUCGACAACAUGUGCGGUCUGUGUGGAAACUGUCAAGAUUCCAAAUUUAGGCUUCGUAAUGGCACAGUUGUCAGUGUACCCAGCCGCAACAAAGAUUUGGAUGACAAAACUAUGGCUUUGUUUGCUUCUGAUUCAAAGGUUUAUGAUCCUGAGUCCGAUUCUGCUCAGUAAGUUUUUCUUUAAUACUUUGGAGAGAUGAAAAAAUUGAAUUGGGAAAGGGGGGAGGGGGGGGGAUAUAAUCUUGAUUUAUUACUUUUAAGCAAUUCUACGACAGCUUUAUUUACAGUUUCUCACUUGAUGGUUUCAGCUUUUGGAGACAUGCUUUUAUCAUCCUAUUAUCAUUUUAUCAUCCUAUUGUAGUCAUGUGGUAAAUAUACAGCGAAUAGUUUUUAAAUAUAUAUAUAUUCAUAUGUUUAAAUGGGUUUAUAAACUCAGAGAAAUGCAGAUCUUGAGGACUAUAGCCUUUAUUUUGUUCUUUAGAGAGUUGUAUAAAAAGGAGUGAUAGAAGAAAAUAAAUCCUAAGAGAAAUUGUUAUAAAAAGUUCCAAGCAAAAGGAUCUGGAGAAAAAUUGUAAGAGAAAGGAGAAUGCCUGAAAAGGUACACAUUGUAUAGGUUAGCAAUGUCCUGACUAACAUUUGAAUUACACAACUAAUAAAUUAGCAUGUUAGACAACUCUGUAAUUCCAGGGUAUGACAAGUAUACUUAACUAACAAUAUAGAUGCAUGAUAAACAUUUAGUACCUGUUAUUGUUAUACAAAUGGCAUUAAAAUUAUAUUCUUGUAAUUGUAAUGAUGCUUAUAAAAGAAAUCAUGUGGCAAGGUUUAACAUGAAGCACGUACCCCGUCUUACAUUCAGAAUCAGUGUGGGAUGUGAGGGCUAACAUACAGGUCUAGAAAUUAAGACUGUACUGUCAUCAACGUAUUGUGUCUAUAUAAGAUGCACCCAUAGCAGGACAGUUUCUACAAUACAGUAAAACCUCCAUUUUGCGACCCUCUCUUAAAUGACCUCCUCCAACAUAGGAUUGGGAAAAAAAUUCACAGAUGCUUUGUAGCCUACUAUAUAAACGAGCUCUCUUAAACGACUCCUUCUAAAACGUGACUUGCGACCUUAAAAUAAUUCAAUUUUACGACCUAUCACCUGAAAACGUCAGAUUCCAAAGCAAAGCUAUAUUUGUGUGCUUGAAGAAAACAGUUUCGUUGACAACUUUUAACAACAGAUGAUGCACUAAAGCAGCUAGGAAGUAGUGAAGGGGAAAUAACUCCAAGGAGCUGACCAGAUUUGCCCUGAGCAGGGGCCUUUCAGACUUUGCCGACACCCUGUCUGGUGUUCAACAUGACACACUAAAAGAACAUGCACGAGUGGGGGGAUCAUGCAAACAAACAGAAAUAACAGCCUUCUUUAAAAAAAAACCCCAAAAAACAAACUUUUCAAUGAUAGAAUAAGAAUAAUUAUAACAAUAUUAAUGCGAUUAUCGUAUACAUAAAUAGUUAUAAAUAUUAUAACUCUAAUCAUGCACUCAGCACUUACACAUGCUUUUAAACAACUACCAUACCAGUACCAGCAUUGAUUUUUUUUAUUUUGGAAUGAAUGAGGAACAGGCAGAUAGUGACUAUAUUGGUUGUGAGACAGAGUUUAAUCUACAGGGUGGGCUAAUAAAAGUGAGAACAUUUCGUAGUGUAAUAUUUUACGAGAUGUUCUCACUUUUUUUGGCCCACCCUGUAUAUUUCUGAAAGAAAGAUUGUAGAUAUUGCCUAUACUUAAUGGUGCGUGUACUUGUUUACUUAAUUUUCUAAAUAUCGUUUUUCAAAAAUAUCCCACCUCUUUUUUAAGAUCCCUCCAAUUUAAUCCCUCAUUUUAAUGGCAAUUUAAAGGUCGUACACGGAGGUUUUACUAUACUAUUUGUUUUAUAUUAUACGUGGUUUUAUAUAGUGUGGUAACCCAGACUAGGGUAGACUUUCAAAUUUACUAAGCUAUAAGGAAUAAAUUCCCCUUUCCAUCAAGAUAUUUAUAUAAUAAUACACUAGGGUUUCCGAUAAAAUAUAUGAUUGAACUUAAUAAAAAAAAAUAACUAAUUGUGGUUUCAUAUCAGAAUGGUGGGGGAUAAGCCGAUCAUGUAAUGUUAUGGUAACCUAACCCAUAGGUCAAAUUCUGCGCCAAUAAUGGAUGGUAAAUGCUCUGCUUCAUAAAAGUGUGGCCUACAAUGCCAAAAUAUUAUCAUCAUUGUUAUCAUCCUUAUCAUCAUCCUUAUAUAAUCCUAUUCUACUAAAAAGAAAUCAACCAACUCAUCUUGUUAUUCACAUUUUAAACUUUUAUUUAAAUUAUCCCACACUUUCAUGAUUUAGUCAACUUUGUUUUUUCUUCAUAUUUAAAUUUUCAUGGAAUCAUUAAGGGGAGGUGCGGGUGAGAAAUUGACGAAAAUGGCAAAUUUUGAAUAAUUUUUUAUUAGUAGCUAUUUGGUUUUAUUAACCAUUUCUCUAUUACAUUUUUAUAUUUGUUUUUAUAAAAGUAAGUUAGAAAAUAUAAUAAAUUACAAAUUUCCUGACCCUAUCAAUCAGAAAAAUGUCAAAAUUGUCCUAUUUUUAGUGUUUUUACCCCUUUGUUAUGAGUAUUUGGAAUCGCCCAAUCCCUAUGUCUUUGGCAUGGUUGGAAAGAUGGUGAUUUCGGGGUCAAGAUAAAUAUAGCUUAUGAUCACAAAGAAAACUACAAAAGCAACCGAACCUUUCGAUCGCCGGUAAUGUCUAGCAAAAUUUGGUAUUUUCCUGUCCUACUUCGUGUAUCACGUGAUCAAACCCUGACCUUUGAAUAAAAUAAGCAUUUUGAUUGGUUCCUAUGUAGGAAAUCUGUUUAUAAAGGUCACUUCCGGUAUAAACAAAACCAUAUCUAAUUUCGUGAGGCCUAGCAAGUUCGAUAUGUAAUUUGUCGGUAAUAAAUUCAUUUGAGGAGUUAAAAAACAACUAAAUAAGUAAAUAACCACACAAAAUGAGUUGGCUUUGAUUAAUUGCCAUAAUAAACAUGAUUAAUGCUUCUCCUUUUCGGAGAAGACCAAGACUGAGUACACUAAACUACUAAGACUAAGCCUACUCCUAGUGCUAGUCGCUUCAAGUUCAAGCAUCGCUACGCUACUUUACCAGCAGGAAAAACAUAGAAAAAUACUAUGCCUUGGUAAGUCUUAAAAAUCUAUUUUUCAUUUAGAUUCAAAUUUAAAGUACGGUAUCAAUUAUUUAUAAGGCUAAGCCUAUACUGUGCUCACUAUACAACAUUGAAUGAGGGCUAUACUUAUACUUUAUUAUUAUUAUAUUAGUAAUAAACACUGUUACUUUUGUGAUAGUGAACUGUAGUAAAAAUAAAACCUAUAAACAAUUUAUGAAUUUAGUUAUUGUGACAUUUGUCUUACACUGUCCUAUAUUUAUAGCUAUUAAAAUGGUAAUAUGAAAUUAAAUGUAAUAAAUUUCUCUUUUUUUUUUUUUCAUCGCAAAUAACAUUGUCAUUAGUGUUAUUUUAUUUUAAAGUAAAGUAAGAGUAAGAGCCCUAACAAAUUUUGCUUGAAAUACGUGUCAACAAGUAUGACCUAUCAGUCAUUAAUUUCAUUAUAGCCUUAUAUUUUUAUUGAGAAGCAUUUAAUAAAAAUAUCUAAAUACAAGUUUAUUGUUUUCAGGAAUCAUUGAGGAGACGCGCAAUGAGGUUGCGGAACACAACAAACCACAACAUGCAUUAUAUUUCCUGUUGAUAAACUACACUGAUCUGUUGUGCCUAGGUCCAUUUAGCCCAAAGGACAAUAUGCACAUGAAAAAGAAGGAGUGCCCUAAGUGUAUUCCAAUGUUUCAGAUUCCUCGGCGCAACAUAUGUUCGAUGCAUCGAAAUAAAAGUAAGCUCAGGCAGAGGAUGCAAGAGAAGACUAACACAGAUUACAUCACAAAACUCAUUACGUGUUAUUCAAGGACAAAAAGAAUAAGACAGUAGUUGAAAGAAACAUAUCAAUAUUUCCCUUAUUUUAACAUUGUAUCUCUCUGCGAUGUGAUUUUCAACAUGACGAGUGUCAAAAUUUGAUACAGUAACUAAUUAGAUUUUACAAUGGAGUUAUUGCUCAUGAGUUUUCUGGCUCACACAAAAAACAGUUAAUAUGCUUUUGUGGAAAAAUACAUGUUGCAACUCAAGUGAUUCAAAAGUUGUGAGAUAGAAAUCAGAAAAUUUACAACUGUCAAUAUUCAUUCCGUCAUUAGACCUCAUAGAACUUACAAUUUUUUCUUUACAAGAAUAAGAGUUGCAUUUUCAGCAUUCAUGGACAAUGCCAAAUAACUCUUUGGAAUUGCAUAUUUACCUAGCUUAAUUUUAUGAUGCUGAAAUUCUCCAAAAUAAGCGAAUUAUUAUUUUUUCGACAAAUACAGAAUAAUAGAUAAAAAUAUAUCAAUCACAGUGAAAAGUUGAGUGGUCAGGAAAAAAGAAAAAUGGACCUGGAAAAUGAUUAAAAAUGUCCGCAAUAGGCUAAUAAAAAGUUUUUAUUCCAAUUUUGGUAUAAGAUUCUUAUUUUUCAUUGAUAUUUUCAUUGUUUUUGUCGUUUUUCUUCGUUAUUUCAGUUUUCUUGUUUUCACUAUUUUUGGUCACUAAUAUCCCUAUAACUUUUUUAUUUAUUAUCCAAACCUCACCAAAUUUUCACAGUAUGUUCAGUGACCAAUAAUAAACAUUUGAAUAACCUAGAAUUAAGAUAACUAUCUUAGAAAAGAAAAUAUGUAAAAAAGAAUUCACCCACACCCCUAUUUUUUGCAUAAAAAAUGGGGUCACAAUUUCUGACCCUGUAAAUUUAUAACCAGUCAUUACAUCAAAAAGUCCUGUUAUACAAAGUUUUAUUAUAGGUUAAAUAAUCUAUGUUUAAAAUCUGAUAGCAAUAACUUAAUAUUUGUAAAAGCCUUAGUGUUUUAAAAAACACUCAAAAAAUAAAGAUGGCGGAGGUUUUUAUGGGCUACAAAGGCAACCAAUGGAAAAAUUUUUUUUUUAAAACCUGUUUUGUACCUCCAUUUCAAUACCAAAUAAGGUGUAGUUAAAAAAAAUCCUAUAUGAAGCCUAACAAAAAUUUUAGAUUUUUCACCCACACCUCCCCUUAAAAUGUUUGAACAUUUAGGUGCGACGUACCAGUGGCUGUACCUACAGACACAUGCAAUGACGCAGUGAGAGCUAAUCUUGCCCAGCCAAAUCUCUGUGGCGUUUUCACAGACAGCACCAGCGCCAUCCAGGAAUGCUUUACCAAGGUGAGAUAUUCUUUUAAUUUAUUUAAAGUCAAAAAUAAGAUUAGAGUUUCCACAACUCUUUGUCCCAUACAGUGGUAUUGUUGGGAUUAGUGCUGGCCGGGGGCGGACAAAAGAAUUUCACUCUCCUGUUGGGUGAUAAUAACUCUGCAAAUUGGUAGAAAAUGCCAGCCAUUGCAUUUAAAGAAAAAUGUACCGCCCAGGGGCAGACCACCCCAUCUGCACUCCACUUCCUAUGCCACUGUCCCCAUUUAAAAGGAAUAUGAAAUUAUUUUAAUCUGAUGCAGAUAAAAUUAAUGAAUCCCCCAGUUUAUACUGUAUAAUUUGAGUUAUGGUAUCAAAAUAUUAAAAACCUGGCAUCAAAUGUCCAACACAUUCUUACAUCUGAUCUGCUGUUACCUGUUAUUCUAAUUUGUGCCUUACAAAGUCUUUAUUAUUUUAUUUUGGGGCAACUCAGACAACACUGGAUCGUCAAGUCUACUAUCAAGAUUGUCUCUAUGAUGCUUGCUUGCAAACUGAUUACCAACAGGCUGUAUGCACAAUGGUUAAGACAUUAGCCCAGGAAUGUGCCAGCAAAGGUGUUGUACUAGACUGGAGACGAGACAACUUUUGUCGUAAGUCUAAUAACCCCCAGUUGCCUGUUUACACUUUUCCAUGCUAACUCAAAUGAAAAAUUAAAGUUAACAUUCUGGUUAAAGGGGAACUGAAAAGUAAUAUUUCAUUCAUUUGUAACUUUUGUGUGUUUUUUCCAUACUUUCAGCUUGCAUUAAAUGAUCUUGAAAUCCUUUUUUUUUCUUUGGUGUGAUAACAUUGUAGCCUUGUCGGAUCAUAAAUAAAAUCACAAAUAAAUUCACACACUAACAAACAUUUUGCUGCUCUCUAUAUAAAAUUAAAUAAUUGAAAUUAAAUGUUUAGAAUAAAAAUGAAUCUGAUUGAUCAAACCAUUUGUAAUGUUGCACUAUCAAAUGAUAAAAAACAAAUAUGAUGCACAACGAAAGUAGGACUUUUUUUUUUUUUUUUUAAACUAGCUAAUAUAAUUAAUUUCCAGCAAUGAACUGUGGUAGCAAGGUGUACCGUGCUGAUGCCUCUUGUGCUCCCACCUGCGGACGUAGCAUUUCAUCCAUACAAGUUUGUAAAGAGACCCCCGAAGAAGGUUGUGUGUGUCCCGCCGGCCAAAUGAGGCAAGGAGAGAAAUGUGUCACUCCUGAAAAAUGCGGAUGUAAUGUUUACUUGAAUGAUGGCAAAGUCACUUGGAGCCUGCCUGUGAGUAGAUAUAUUUUUAAAACAGUUUUUUUCUUAAUUACAACCCCUCUCUCUGCCCCCCCCAACCAGUAUUUAACACGCGUGCAACAAACUCCCUCUGACAUGUUAAGGAUUAUUUUAAGAGCAAUGUUCAAAUUAUCAUUUUCCAUCUUUUGCAACUUUUGCCCAUUGCCACACUCUUUUUAGGACACCCGCAGUUUGCUAUGAGCUAAAGAAUCAAUUGAUACAUUUAUUCAUGGAGGUUUUUAAAAAUGUUUAAUAACUCACAACAUAUCUUUGCACACCAUAUCAUGGAGCAAACUGUUCAGCUACUGUGAAGCGAUCUGUGAACACUUUGUUGUGAGGGUUUCCCUUUGUUUUUUUGUUUUUUUACACAUUAUAAUCUUGCAGGGGGGAUAUAUUUCUUCUCCCUAACUUUCUAAAAACUUCACAUGGACAAUGUGUGUAAUUAGGUCACUUAUCAAAUGACUGUUAAAAUACAUUGCUGUUACUCAAGUCUUCGACAGCAAGUACAUUAUUAUUCUCAAAGCUUUGUAGUUUCAUUAAGAUUUCGUUUUAUUUAGUUUUGCACCAAUCACGAGUCAUUUUUCUAUUAUUAUUAAGUAGUUAUUACUCACCAAACAAUGGCAGCUGCAAUGUGUGAACUUCCCAUCUUCUAAAUAAACAUGACAAAUUGUGCAUUGAAGUAACCGAUUAAUAGAAUACCAAUGCACGCUACCCCCCCCCCCCAGGUAUUUAAUCACACAUUGCCCCUAAUUAUUUUAAUAUCCCACCCCCUUUUACGACACUUAUUUAUUACAUCAUAUUUAAAUUUGCACUAUUUCAUAAAAUAAAACAGGGUAUUGUUUCAAACCCAAUAUUAAAAAGUUCAAUAUCCUUACUGUCUAGGGGUUACAAUUACUCAACAAAUGUCUCUUUAUAAAAUAUGAUACAAGUCAUAAAAUUCAAACACUUCAUCACUCCUACCAUUCCAAAACAUAACAUCCCCAUUUAAGAACUCAUUUCUUCUUACCCAAAAAUGUCACAAAAUACAGAGCAUAUAGCAACAGCUACACAAAUACUCUCCGAACCAAACAAGCAAUCACAAAAAAAAAAAAAGAAAAGUUCUUAACAGGGUAUCCCUACAUGGCUCAGCCCUAGAUGUCAUUUCAAAGAAAAACCACUGUUUAAAAAAAUGAUGAACAAUCUGUAGAAGAAAGUGAAUCCCUAUGGCAUUUUCACCAUUUGAAUUAAUACAAAGUUCAAGGAAAGCCAACUUAAAAUUUAAUGAAUAAAAUUUCUAUCAGCUCGGAGAGUCGUUCCUCUUGCCCAACUGCCGUGAAAAAGUGACGUGUUUGGUGAACGAUGAUGGCACUGGCACACUCGUCAGUGCUCCUUUCAAUCUUCCCAUCAAUGCAGAGUGCGACUCCCAGAUACCCCCCAGUGUAAAGUGCGCUAGAGGAUUCAGUAAGGCCGCCGAUGGAAGCUGUCAAAGUAAGUUAACAUGAGUCAUGGUAAGCCUCGUACAUAUUUGAAACUAUUGUGGAUAUUUUUUAAUUAUAUAUUAUUACCUACUGGAAAUGAAUUUAACAAUUAAUUUUUACAAUGGAUUGAUAACUAAAAAAAGUGUUCAGCAAAUCAUUUGAGGAAAUAAAAAAAAAGAAUGUUAUCAAAGCCAGUGAUACUGACUGUGAACAAUUUAUUUCUACUUCUUGCAGAAGUACAAAAUUAAAAAAAUAUGAAAUUCAGCUAUGGGGGUCAUCCAUUAAUUAUGUCAACAAAAUGGGGCGGGUGGGGGGGGGGGAUUUUGACAUUUGUUGUCAAUGGGGGAAAGGGGGGAGGGGAGAUUAGUUGAGGACAACAAUCAUGUUUUCUCUUCUGAAAUUUUUAUCUUAAAAAUUGACUGGUUAUUACAUUAUUUUAACAAAUUCAAUGAGUGUAAAUUAAUGUAUUUAAAAAGUUUAUAUGGUGAUUGACAAGCUUAAGAUGCACGUUCAUUUUGUGUUUGUGUGUGUGUGUGUGGGGAGGGGGGUUAUAGAAACAUAAUUAAUGUGGAGCGGGGCAGCGGGGGGUAAAAAUUGCUUAAAAAUUGUUGAUGUAAUUAAUGGCACCCCCUAUGCUAAUUUUACCCACAUUUCUAUAACGUCUUGUGAAGUCACCAGAUGAGUAAAGUCUAGACCUGUCCAUGGUCUUAUUUAUAUCUAUAUAUACCCAUGGUGAGAAGCUAACAGAAAUGGUUACAUAACUGAGAAAGAGAUAAUUCACAGUGUGUUAACAAAGGUCGAUGAAGAUGGAAAAGUGGCAUGAUUUAAUGGUGUUGAGCGGGGGAAAAAAUGUGUCACCAAGUUAAAUGUAGCAAAUGUAAACACAAGUUUAAAAAAUGUCGAGUGGACAUUAAGUAAUAUUAUUUUAGAAUCAAAGCAGGAUUGUUGACAUUACAGAAACUCACCGUCUCUGCAUCUCUCUUUCUCUCCAUCUCUCUAUCUCUCUAUCUCUCAACUCACUGUCUCUGCGUCUCUCUCUUUUUCUAUCUCUCUUUCUCUCAACUCACCAUCUCUGCGUCUCUCUCUUUCUCUCUAUCUCUCUAAUUUAAAUAAUAAUUUUAUUCAAUUUCUUCUUACCAUUUAAUUCUCAAAGGAAAUCCAGAUGUAUGCCUUAAAGGUUAUGUGGAUGUGAAAGGAGUCUGCCUUAAAGUCACAGAUGAACCAAAGACAUGGAGGGGAGCUGUCCAGGUCUGUAAUGAAGCUAAUGGAAAACUGGUUACUAUUGAUACUGACGGCAAAGCUGAAUCUGUGUUGCAACUCUUGAAAGAUAAAAAAUAUGGUGAGGCUUUUGGUAGAUUUUCAAUUUUUGUUUUAACAUAUGUGUCUCCCUUGCACUUUUUUUCCAUCCAGUACAUUUAGAUUAAUAGAAUAGAAUUGUUGGAAUUUUUACUAAUUUUUUAUGGGUGGGUGGGGGGUGUGUAGGAAGGUAACAGGGUGUGGGGGUGUAUUGGAAGGUGACAGGGUAUAACAUUAAGUGAAAAUGAGGCAUUUAACUUUGGCCUGAUCACAGGCUCUUAUAGAGGUGAAUAAAAAUCAAACAUUACUCAUAAUCAGCUUCUGUAGAACACCAAUACGUACAGAUUACUGGCAAUGACUUCACACAGUUUAAAAUAAAAGAUAUUUUUCUUUACAGGCAGCAGUGACCAGUCAUGGCAAGGGUAUUUUAAUAUUUCUCGGAAGGGAAAAUCCAAUUAAUUUAUUUUUAUAUGACAUUAAUAUUUUUAAAGCCCACAGUGCAUUGCAGAUCAGCAUUUUAUCUCAGUCCAAGGACGGGGCAACACAUUUUUACUUAUUUUUUCAACAGAUGCUGCAUGGGUUAGUUGUAAACUUCAAGUUCGCAAAGUUCUUGGCAAAGCUGUCUUCCAGCCAAUACUUAGCGCAGAUGAGCAGAGCCAAAUUGAGUGGGGCAACUUCCACUGCAGUGACUUAAUCCUGAAGAAAAUCAAGCUCUCCAGCUCCAUCCCCUUAGGAUCGAUUCCUGAAACUGGCCUUCUGGUCAAUGUCAUAGCCAGGAAAACUGUUGCUGGUCUCAUCUUUGAGGCUGUCACUUCAGACACCCCAGCUAACUUUGUGUGUGAAGAACGUAAGUCAAUGUCUCUGUUGUGGCCAACAAGCUGAGCACAUUUUCUGGUGACAAUCCGAUUUUCCAAUCCUAUUUUUAAAUAAAUAAAUUUAGGGACUUAAAAUAUUUUGGGGUGGUUAAUGACACGUAACUUAAGACUCCCUUUUAUUCAACUUUCAAUUGAUUGAUGACAAAAGGUUUAAUUGAAAUUUUAAAAUUCACUGAUUUGUCCCAGGUAUUUAAUCAUGAAAAGAAAGAAGCUGCCGUGCUCUGCAAUAUAUGGAUAGUAAGAAAGCCAAUACUUGAAUUCAGUUCCAUAACCAAAUUAAAAUGACAUAUUAGACAUGUCUUCAUGUUAUGGAAAAUCUUGUUGACAGAAAAGUUUUGAACUUAGGAGAUACCCAGUUCUUUAUGUAAUGUAGAAAUUAUAAUCUACAAAAUCUCAAAUGUGGAUUCCUUUUGCUCUCAAAAGGUUUCUGCUUUUAUAGAUUUUGAAAAAAAAAAACAAAACAAAAAAACACAAACAUUUCAGUGAUAAUCAUAAUAAUUAUAAUAAAUUUGUUUCCAUCUAAAGUUUUAUGAUUAAAAAUCUUGUUACUAGGUAAAGUCAAAGAUAGUGAGACACAGUGGUACCCACCAUGCAACACUGACACGGACAUGAGUGAUGAUGGUGACGUUGAGAGUCGUCGUAACCUGAUUUUGGUAUUUAAAAAAACUUUUUUCCUUUAAUAUUUUUUUUUCUACUUGAUGUUACUGCCAAGUUCGUCAAACACAAGGACUACUUGAUGUUACUGCCAAGUUCGUCAAACACAAGAACUACUUGAUGUUACUGCCAAAUUCGUCAAACACAAGGACUACUUGAUGUUACUGCCAAGUUCGUCAAACACAAGGACUACUUGAUGGCACUUAAUAUCCCACAUUUAAAACAUUUGCUUGAAUUUUUAAGUGCCAUUUAUUUUACUUUUUUUUUUUUAAAUCCAUUCAACAUGUCAAAGAAACAUCUCCCAACAUCAGAUUUUCCUUUAAAUAAACCGUCGAUGUGCACAGUUUGAUAACUUUGAUAUCUUUAACUUUGUGUCCAACGGUCAUAUGGUGCAUGCAUGGAUCCUGAUUACUGGCUGCCAGGCUCUAAGAUAUUUGGUGACCCUAUACCCAUUAUUUCCCUGUGGAGGAUUUAGUAGUAGUAGAUUUUGACCAUAUUAUGUUUGCUUUAAACUAGUACAUAAUAAUAUGAUCCCUCAACUAUCUGAAAGCUUAUUGUAUGCCUUGAGGACACUCUAUUUUUCUCAAUCAUCCUGUGGAGCAAGUGUUCUUCCAUCAACAGGCAGCAGUGUAAUGACGCUCUUGUGGUCUGAUCAGAUUCGUCCCCUUGGCUCAUGUAGUCUGAUCAUUCAGAUUCGUCCCCUUGGUUUCUGUAGUCUGAGCACUCAGAUUUGUCCCCAUGGCUUCUGUAGUCUGAGCACUCAGAAUUGUCCCCUUGGUUCCUGUAGUCUGAGCACUCAGAUUUGUCUCCUUGGUUCCUGCAGUCAUUGCACUCUGAUUUGUCCCCCUUGAUUCCUGUAGGGGGUAAAGUGACACCAACGUGAAGAUCUUGGAAAAUGAAACUCUUCUCUAUCAAAGUUUCAAGAUUUACAUUUGUCUAUUUUUUUUAAAAAAUAUAUUUUUAAAAAAACUGACUUGAUGAUUUAUGUCCCCCCCCCCCUCCCCCACCAACUUACACGUUCCAGAUGUUCAGUUCACGAACAUUUUGAUAAUUUUUCCCUCUCAUUUUUUUUAAAGCUUUGUGUCAUGAUUUUAAAGAGUCUAAAGAAAGUGUUCUAUUCAUCAGCUACUUUAUUGACUUCAAACAGUUAUACAUUGAUGUGACAGCCUUAAUUCAGUAACUGAUCCAUGUUUGCAGAAUCCUGACUGUCUGAUCUGCCCAGAGCCAAUGGAAAUCCGUUGUGUGGUGAAUGAAAGAAGGGUGGUGCCGGGAUCUGUUGAUGGACUUUGUGAGAACAAUGCUAAUGGUGACUACUACUAUUGCAACCACGGUCAAAACUGUAUUGACAAAGGUGUCAGUACCAGGUGCGCAAAAGGUUAGUGUUCUGCUACAUAGGAGUGUUAGAAGCUAUCACUCUGUGAAUUUAUUUUAUAAUAAUGUACACUUAUUAUAGUAAAUGUUUUUAAACAUCUCAGUGAUGGGCCAUAUUACCCUCUAUAUUUAGCCUAUGCUGUAAAAAGUACUAUUAAAAAAACUGAAUUUAUUUCAAAUGAAAAACUAUGAUAGUAACUAUGUUAAAUAAUACAAGUAACCUUUAAAGUCAUAUCCGAUUUAGGAUUCUGAUCAGUUACUUUUAAAAUGCACAAAGCAAAUCUGCAUAAUUAAUUGCAAAAGAAACAAUUUUAAAAGAAAUACAUUGGCCAUGUGUAACAAAUCAUAAACAUAAACUGUAACCAACUUCAUUUAAUGAUACCCAAUGACUCUUCUUCCCCCGCCCCCCGCCCGGCUUUCUUUUUAUGUUGCAAAUUCUUGCCAUUCCAUUACUUUGAUGAAUUCAGUUCAUGGGUCUUUUUAAAAUCAAAAAACCCAACUCACAAUAACUGAUACAAUUAGAAACUGAAUAACUACUCACAGUGCUACUCCUGUGUUUUUCUUUAGAUGCUGACGAGUGUGUAACCGACCGCCAUGACUGCCCAGCCAACUCAAGAUGUAUCAACACUGUUGGUGGCUACUCAUGUCAAUGUAAUGCAGACUUCCCCCUGAUGAUCAAUGGAGAGUGCAAAGGUCAGUUGAUUAGCCUGGCAGUUUUUGAGACUACAAUAAGAUUGAAUUAGAAAAAACCCAAAGAACUGGCCUAAAACCUUUUGGUGCACCAAGGGUUAGUUCCCAUGACUUGAUAAUUUAAAAAUUGACUUCAAUGGGGGUGAAGCUUUUGAUACUUAUCAAGUACUAACAAAAGAAAUUAUCAUUGUUGUUUUUUCCCCAGCUUCAUAUCUCAAAUUUCAACUAACUUCAUUUUCCAUUCCUUCCACUUCAGCCGCAGACACCUGCAUUAUGUCUGGCCCAUCAUCUCCUGUGGACUUUGUCUAUGAUAUCCAGGGUUUCUCUGGUGUUUCUGGCAAAUUAAGUUAUGACUGCAAAUUCAAGAUUGCAUAUAUCUGUUCCAACAGCAACUGUGAGUUCUGAAGAAGUAGAAGCGUUUAAAAAUGUAUAUAUUAACUGUAGGAUGUUUUGAUUGUUGCCAUCGUAAAUAAUAUUAAUGGACUGUCUUGAAUUAUUUAAAUGCAUCAGUAUGAAAUAUUUAAUUUCACCAUUAUAAUUUUUCAGUGCUCAUGAGUUAAUUUAUUGCAGUUAUUUCAUGUUUUAUUAAACUGAUAUUUAAUGUCCACCUUGAAAAACUGACUAUUUUUUUAAACCUACAAAAUAUUGUGAUCUAAAAUAAUAUGAACUUUGUCAUGGUGCUUUAUGGAAUGUUGGUGUUGAAUGCAGCGAUUAAAUGGUGAACAAUGAACUUAUUUAUGGAAUGUUGGUGCUGAAUGCAGCUAUUAAAUGGUGUGUGAUGAACUGCUUUAUGGAAUGUUGGUGCUGAAUGCAGCUAUUAAAUGGUGUGCGAUGAACUGCUUUAUGGAAUGCUUGUGCUGAAUGCAGCUAUUAAAUGGUGUGUGAUGAACUGCUUUAUGGAAUGCUGGUGCUGAAUGCACUAUUAAAUUGUGUGAGAUGAACAGACUGUGAAGGUUGUAGCUAAUCUACUUUAAAAAAUUCUGUAGAAAUUAAAAAACUAAAAAAAAAAUAUUUUUUUUAAAUGACAUGAAAUUGUAAAAUAUUGUCAACAAGAUGAAAUUUGUACACCUCUACACUAUAAUAAUGAAGCUAAGAUCUGCAUGAUUAGAGGAAGUAAAUGAAUCCAAUUCCAUGAAUUAUUUCCAUAAAAGACAAAUUUAAACAAAAAACUAUCUACUUUGGAGUACCAUGUUUUGUUCAUCGAACUAUUUGUUUACUGUUUCAAAAAAAAAAUUUGUCUUCAGAUGAUCCCAAAUCAGGAGUGCCAUUCAUUUCCUUCUAUGACAUCAGUCAACGUAUAUCAGGAGUCCAGAACAGUUACAUAUCUACCUCCAUUUAUGAUCCUACCACCAAAGGCCUGGUGAGAUGUGGCAUCACUGAUGAACUGUUGAAACGGGGUCAGAUUUUGGUAUGGAGAAGAUUUUUUUUUGUCAUUCACUUUCUGGUCUGGUUUGCCAUUAACUUAUAUAUAAAAUGUUUACAAAUAUGAGCUUUCUUUUUUUUUAUUUUUUAUUUUUUUUUUUAUUUUUUUUUUUUUUUUUAUUUUUUUUUCUAUUUUUUUAGUUUUUGUUUUUUUAUUUUUUUUUUUUUUUUUUUUAUUUUUUUUUUUAUUUUUUUUUUUUUUUUAAACUUAUUUUUCCAAGUUGUAAGGCCUUUACGUUUUGAAGUUAAGAUGGACCUGUGGCUGAAAUGCUUGAUAAAACUGGUACAGAUCCUAAAGUAAUUUAGAAGGAAAAAAAAUAGUUUGCAGUGAAUAAGUAUGAAGUAUGUACUAAAUGUCCAAAAAAAAAGCUUUUAAUUUGUUUUUCUUUGGUGUCUGUAUGUGUGUGGGUGUGAGAGAGAGAGGCUUGGAAAUGUCACACUGGUCACUUGGAAAUGUCGCACUGGUCACUAGUAAAAAGUGGUGCCUUAAAUGUACAUUGUCAAACUGAAGCCAUUGCGGAACAUAAUGUUGUUUUCUUUUUUUUUGUGGCCAACGAUGAUACCUCCCCCACCCCCUCAUUUUCCCCAGGCAUCAGAAUAACUGAACUUCUAUUUGGUCAUAACAAUUUUUUUUUCUUUAAACUAGCACAUGAUUUCAUCCUUCAACAGUAUGCAUGCUCAUUCUAUUCUUUAUACAUUUCCUUCAACAAUUACAUAUCCUUCAACAGUAUGAAUGCUUAUUCUAUUUCUUAUACAUAUCCUUUAACAGGAUGAAUACUCAUUCUACUUCUCAUACAUAUUCUUCAACAGUAUAAAUGCUUAGUCUAUUUCUUACACAUAUCCUUCAACAGUCUGAAUGCUCAUUCUAUUUCCAAAGAUACAUAUCCUUCAACAGUGUGAAUGCUUAUUCUAUUCCUUAUACAUAUCCUUCAACAAUUUGAAUGCUCAUUCUAUUUCCUUAUACAUUGUUCUCCCUGAAUUUUUACUGUACAUAUUUCAUCUGACGCACUGAACACAUUUUUGACAUGCACAGUACGCAGAGAAGACCGACGAACCUGCAGUAACGUCCCUGAGUUUCUUUGACAAGAAGAUCAAAACACACUUCCAGUUCGUUGCCCCCAGCACUCUAAUCAUCCGCCAUGCAAGCAACCACUUCAAGGCCACUAUUUCCACUGGACCAACACGAGUCCAGGUAAUUUUCGCUCACUAUUGUUGUGCUCCCUCUUGUGUAUUUUAUGUGUGGGGAAAAAACUUGUGAUGCUCCUCCAAUCAGCAUGUUUCAUUUAUGUUACAGCUGAGUUUCCUUUCAUUCAGUGAUUAAUAGUAGUUGGUGCUUGAGACAAUAGAUAUAUUCCUAUAGGAUGAUUGUAUUAUUCUUUCCCUCAAAUAAUUGACAAGAGCCAGCAGCCUUAUUUUUGAGUUCAGUGCUGUAUUUAACAUAUUUUUUUUUUUAAACUUCCCAAAGAACCUGGUAACAUUUAUUCAAAAACAAAUUUCCCUUUAAGUAUUUUCUGGAACUAACACUAAGAGAGACAAUCCAUGGAAAAAGCAUUUGAAAAUUUCAGACAAUGGAGUUGUGUUGUCCUCUUCUUGAACACUUUAAAUACAGACCUGUUUACUCUUACGAUUUUGGCGUACAAUGUACGAUUUUGAGGUGUAUACAUUAUAUAUACAGCACGUUUUUGCUCUAUAAAGAGAAUGUAUUGAACGAUUAUAUGAUGAUAUUGUACGAUUUUAAGGGUUUGGGGGUAAACAGGUCUGUAAAUAGCACCAAAUAGAUUUAAGUUUUCAGCAAGUGCAACUAUAUGAGCAGCAUUGCAAUUUUAGAAUAUAGAGUUGUGUCGCAUUGAGACCCUUUACACCCCCUCCCCACCCCCUGAUUAAAAAAGGAGACUAUGUAAUAUGAAAGCCUUUGGCUUGAAUAGAGAGCUCUGAGUUUUGAUUACCUAAAGAAUAUAAAAAUAUUCAAAUCAUGAAAGUGUCAUCUUUUUUUGACUGCUAAUAGUUUCUAGUAAUUACACAAAUCUGUCAUCACUUUUUGGCAGCUAAUAGUGUCUAGUAAUUAUACAAAUCUGUCAUCACUUUUUGGCAGCUAAUAGUUUCUAGUAAUUACACAAAUCUGUCAUCACUUUUUGGCAGCUAAUAGUUUCUAGUAAUUACACAAAUCUGUCAUCACUUUUUGGCAGCUAAUAGUUUCUAGUAAUUACACAAAUCUGUCAUCACUUUUUGGCAGCUAAUAGUUUCUAGUAAUUACACAAAUCUGUCAUCACUUUUUGGCAGCUAAUAGUUUCUAGUAACUACACAAUUCUGUCAUCACUUUUUGACAGCUAAUAGCUACUAGUUAUUACACAAAUCUGUCAUCACUUUUUGGCAGCUAAUAGUUACUAGUUAUUACACAAAUCUGUCAUCACUUUUUGGCAGCUAAUAGUUACUAGUUAUUUAAAAAAGUCGAUGCGUGUUUCAGCUUGAGCUAUCAGAUGCCUACAGGAACCUGAUUUGCGGAGUGUGCACAGCUUCUCCAGCUUCAAGAGGUGCAAAUAUUGUCCUGACUGAGGCACAGAUAAAUGAAAUUUCUGUGUUGCCAGAGGAGCCGUAAGGAAAUUUAAUUUAAUACAAUUCUCUUAUCUAAUGUUUGUUUUUUCAUCAUAAAUAACUCUGUCAAACGGCCUGUUCAAUAACAGUUUUUUUUUUCUUAAUGCUAUAUCUCAGAAAAAGUGGGGGGGAGGGGGUAGUUGAGCUCUUUUUUUAAAAAGAAGCUUGCAACUGUAAAAUUUAAACCUGUAUCAACGUCUAAUUCAGUGUUGUUUUGCUACUUCCUUUACUUUAAUUAUGUAAAUCACAAAUUGCAUGCACAUAUUAUUGGAGUUGACAGUACCACUGGAAUAAAAAAACAACAACAGGUUGCUUCACAUUUCAGGACCUUACAUUCAUUUUAUUUUGAGAUUGAAUACAAAAUAUUCUCUGUUAUUUAUUUCAGAUGUGCCCCAAGAAAUAACCCAUCGCCACAACCUGGCAAUCCGUCACCACCAGAGAACCCAGAAGUACCUGAAAUCCCAAUACCUGGCAAUCCUUCACCACCAGAGAACCCAGUUGUACCUGAAAGCCCAUUACCUGGCAAUCCUACACUACCAGACAACCCAAGUGCACCUCAGAACCCAUUACCUGGCAAUCCAUCACCACCAGAGAACCCAAGUGCACCUCAGAACCCAUUACCUGGCAAUCCAUCACCACCAGAGAACCCAAGUGUACCUCAGAUCCCAUUACCUGGCAAUCCGUCACCACCAGAGAACCCAAGUGAACCUGAAAUCCCAACAUUACCUGGCAAUCCGUCACCACCAGAGAACCCAAGUGAACCUGAAAUCCCAACAUUACCU